Molecule: messenger RNA, 2103 nt
Organism: Diutina rugosa
Lineage: Eukaryota; Fungi; Ascomycota; Pichiomycetes; Serinales; Debaryomycetaceae
Product: ssDNA-dependent ATPase
Exons: 1
Coding region: 1-2103 (700 amino acids)
Biological process (GO): DNA-templated DNA replication; regulation of DNA repair; DNA repair
Cellular component (GO): nucleus
Molecular function (GO): single-stranded DNA helicase activity; ATP hydrolysis activity; DNA binding
Source: RefSeq, a predicted model, not a curated record
AUGGCAGUGUGCCCUAUUUGUAGCUCGGAGUUUGCUGAAGACGUUCUUGAGCGCCAUGUUAACCUGUGCCUAGACAAGCAAGAGUCCCAAGGGCUGCUAAGGGAUUUGGGACAAUCUCAGCGGCGAAGCUUGAAGCGCAAGAGUCGGACCCCGUCACUUACUUCAGAGUUACUUGCAAAGAAACGACGACUGUUUCGUCAGGAAGAUGAACCUAAAGCAAAGCUAGAACCACCUGUUGAUAAAGAGGGAUCAGAGGUUAAACCUGAAGCAGAUGCGGAAUCAAAUUCAAAAGGCCUCAACGUGUCGACGCAACCACUAAGGGUUGAAAAUUCGAGGACGUUUGCUGGACUGGCAAAGCCUGUUGAACUCAGCCAUUCGCAAGUUCCGACAGAGAAGCUGGCUGAUCUGAAAUCCAUACCCUUUGCUCCUAAACGCGAAUACGCCCCCGGUACACCGUUGGCUCAUCGACUUCGGCCCACCACACUAGAUGAGUAUUUCGGGCAGGAGAAACUAUUAGGUCCCCAGGGUAUAAUACGAAAGCUCAUAGAAGCCAACCCAAUCCCAUCAUUCAUCCUUUGGGGCCCUCCAGGGGUGGGUAAAACCACAUUAGCCCGCAUUGUCGCUGAUACAUCGAACCAUAAGUUUAUCGAAUUAUCUGGGGCUGAUAGUACAACGAAGAAACUCAGAGAAGUCUUUUCCACCGUUGAAAAUGAGUAUAAACUCACUGGAAGGCGUACCAUCCUUUUCCUAGAUGAGAUACACCGAUAUAACAAAGCCGUACAAGAUACGCUUCUACCAGUGUUGGAGAAGGGCAAAUUAACUGUCAUUGGCGCGACUACCGAAAAUCCUUCGUUCACCCUUAAUAAUGCUUUGUUGUCACGAUGUCAUGUUUUCACUUUGGAGCAAAUCAAUCCCGAAAUCAUGAAGAAAAUUAUUGGUCGAGCCCUUCUUUUUGUGAACGAAGAGCGAGCUCAAAAGCAUAAACUACACCUACUUUGUCUUGAAGAUGAUGCCCUUGAAUACCUUGCUGGAGCCUCCAAAGGUGAUUCCCGCAUUGCUCUCAAUCUUUUGGAGCUGAUCAAUGCAUUCUUUAGUGGGCUGGAUUAUGAUAUUGUGGACUACAAUAUUGGGGCUAUCAAAAUAUCCUUGGAGACUUUGAAGAAAGAAGUGUUUUCGCAACGCUUGUUUCAUGUAAUGUAUGAUCGGCAGGGCGAGAACCAUUACGAUGCUAUUUCCGCUUUCCAUAAAUCUGUUCGAGGCAGCGAUCCAGAUGCCGCCAUGUUUUACUUGGUCAAAAUGCUCAGUGGUGGUGAAGAUCCAUUGUUCAUUGCUCGGCGAAUGAUUGUGAUCGCCAGUGAAGACAUCGGCCUUCGUGACUCCACAUGCUUGCCUUUCGCGGUUGCUACGAAGGACGCGUUAGAGUUCAUUGGCAUGCCUGAAGGAGAAAUAAUUCUUGCACACUGUGCCAUGAAACUUGCCUCUGCUCCGAAGCUGACUAAACUGUACCGUGCAUUACGAUCCACACAAGCCUUCUUGAAUGAAAACCCUGAACUAGCAAUGGCACCAAUUCCCAUGCAUCUUCGAAACGCGCCAACUUCACUUAUGCAAAACUUGGGGUAUGGUAAGGACUACAAGUACAAUCCCAAAUACGAAAACGGCAUUGUCAACCAAGACUAUUUGGCUCCUGAGAUAGCAGAAAAGUUUCCCAAAGUGCUAGAAGAUAUCCAUUUAGGUACUGAAAGAGACCCUGACGUUGAUGAAUCCGUGUACAUUGCCGCUGCGGAAAAGGAUGAAGAGCUUGCAGAAUUCAGGAGGUUGAAGCAGGAGGAGCAACAAACCCAGAAAUUGAGUGUGGAUGAUGACGAUGCGAGUGAACUGGAUUUUGAACAGCUGUUGUAUUUGCAGGAAGAACCACUCGACAACGAUAAUGUCGCCACCGACGUUGAUGAGUCACCAGACAUACUUGAUACCAAUGGUGAAAUUCUCAAGGAUGUUGAGGAAGAUACUCAAUUGAACUCCAGCAUGUAUUACGAUGGAGUGAACGAACUUACUGGAGAGGAUCUUCAGCUUAGAUCCUCACUUGGCGUUGACGAUGCAGAAUGA